Trichogramma pretiosum is the source of this 1089-nucleotide messenger RNA. RefSeq lists its product as uncharacterized. The record is from RefSeq and is a predicted model, not a curated record. Lineage: Eukaryota; Metazoa; Arthropoda; Insecta; Hymenoptera; Trichogrammatidae. The transcript has 5 exons. The coding region runs from base 109 to 1089 and encodes 326 amino acids.
UAUUCUUAUUUUGGAGUCCAGACUUAGCAGUUUGCAAUCCGUGCAGCAGUAUCACAACUUUGAUUGAAUUUUUUUUCGUUCUUAAUAAGGUUAUUGUAAUAAAAAAAAAUGUCCUCACCUUUUGAAGAAUUAUUCACACCGAGUGAUGUGAUCGAUGACUUUCAAAGCAAUGAUCCAACUGCAACUAUAGUGGGUUAUGUGGACCAUAUUUUAAGUAACGGUGGAACAAUGACUGGUAAUAUCUACUACAAAAUUGUCGUCAAUAAUGGAAAUGGCAAAAGAAUCCAAGUCAUAGGAUGGCAAGAUAAUGUCAACAAAUUGGAAGAAUUAAAUCUAGUGAGCAAUGACGUUGUAAAGGUGCAAAAUGCAAGAGUGAAAAUACCAAGAAACGCAGCCUACAACUCUGGAAGUGUACAUUUUGAAUUACAAUUAGAAGAAGCCCAAACGCGAGUGACCCGUCUAGGAUCACUUACUGCACCACCAAAUGAUGAUGAUAAUCUACCUUUAAUUUCACUAAUUGAUGCAGAGAAUUUUAUUAAAAAAGAAAUACGUAUUCGAGGCUGGUUGAAAACCAAUUUUGGUCAUUUUGUACAUCAACAGAUGAAUUUUUGGGUAGCUUCAAUUUGUGAUGAUAAUGGGAAUAAAUUAGAAGUAAAGAGUAAUACCCAGAUCACUGAACCUGAGCUGAAUAAAGGAGAUUUCGUUGAAAUGAAGGGUGUCAUCGAAAGCCAACCUCCUGGGCCUUUAAUCUUGAACAUAAUUGGAAAUAUAUCAAUCAGUGAAAUGGAACAACCAAAAUCAUUUGAACAUUUACUAUUAGCAACUAAUUGUACCACUGUGCAUCGGACUCCCCGAUACCUGCCUGUAAAACUUGCCAUUAAAGGAAAAAUACACAUUGUUAAACAGAAACCUAGUGUAUUCAAUGACCUCCUCGAACGGAAUCUUGGAUGUAUUGACGAUAAGCUCAUAUCUACGAUCCAAACAAUCCACCACGUCCUCCAACAUCACGUUGGUGAACAAGGAUACCACAUCCAUAGAAAUGAAACAAUAAUUAUGGGGGAUAUUAACAUGCUUGAUUUUAUUGAUUAA